CAGUUUUUGUGGAACUCUCUAAACAACAGAAAAAGGCCAGGAAGGCAGUUACCAUGGAGACUGUGACAUAAGGAAACAUGCUUAUAAACCCCUGAGAGAGUUUAGAGACUGGCUGUUUUGGAACCGAUUGAUGAACUUUGCAAGAAGGGGCGUGAUGCCAACCUUUUCCUGUGGUGCUGGUACUUGGACUUUGGUAGAGAGGAAUGCAUCAUCUGGAUGGCAGAUGACCAGGGGAGAGUCCUGCAGAAGAGAAUACAACAGCGGGUUCCUACCUGGUGUGAUAAUCGAACUUAGGAAGAAAGGACAAGUAUUCAGGAGCAAAGGAUGAUUGUUGUGCACCUCAACUAUAAGGAUGACCAGAUAUAUUAUGGGCAUAACAGCAUGAGAGAGGUGUCUGAAGCCAAGAAUCUGGAUCAGAAAAUAGUGCAGCACAAAUCGAAGCCACCGGAGAAACAUACCACUUGCAUGGUGGCAACUGUAUUGUUAGUGAUCAGAAGAGUAAGGGGAAGGCACAAUAGAGAUCUGAUGGGUGCCAAUGUAAUGUAUUUCCUACUCUGUACUACCUUCCUCUCUUUGCUGUUUCUCCCUCUGCCCACCCCAUGUUCCUUCCCAUCCUCUCUUUAUCAGGCCACUUGCUGCUCUCAUCCAGGACAAUCACAUCCCACCAGUAGACGGAUUUGCUUCUUUUCUGGGUUCCAAUUUUUAUUUUGUCGUUUGGUUUUGGAAUUGUGUUUGACUUCAGAGCUGUGUUAAGGUGAGUAAGCCACCCUUUUGCAGUAGUUCUUGUUGUCAUAACACAGGUCUACAAAGAUAUUUUUUUUUUCAGAUGCGUGGAAUAUUUUUGGUAAACUGUUUUCUAGAAUGCUGAAUCCAAAAAUGACCUCAAUUUCCCCCUAUCACGUACGGUUUUUUGGAAAAUAAUAGGGGUUUACAAUAAAAAAUCAUAAACAGUGAUGAAAAAAUCACUAAUUUUAUUACAUUGAACUGAACACAUUAUUUCUCAUAAUUUUUUUCAUGAUAUAUUUAACAUUCUGUGUUCAGUCUUUUUGCCUGUGAAACCUUUUCUUCUCUUUGAUGCUCCUCCGAACACGCUUUCGCUUUCCUUUUCCGUUUCCCGGUGUUGAAUCGCAUACGUCAUAAUCACCUCUGUUUGAAUAAAAAAAUCCUAAAACUUCUUGAUUAUUUUCAUGAGUGCACAAAACUACUCACGUAAAUUCUUACAUGACGCUACCGUAGUAUGAUCCGUGAUAAAUAGUGUCGGGGAAUGAAGAAUAAGAAGAGUUUUUAUCGUUGAAUGGGUUUAAGUUAUUGUGUUCAGUUUGACGGUAAAAAGAGUUAAGGGGUGGUAGUCUGCAUAAGUAUAUGAAUACGUAAGAUGUGAAAAUUAUGUUUGAAAAACAAACAUCAGUGACACCCUUUGCGAAUAAGUUGGAAGUUGAAUUAUAUUUAAAAAGCGAAAUACCUGGAAGUACGGGAGAGUGCAAUGAGUCUGGAAUAGAGAAUCUUCUAUCAUGGUUAGGUACAGCACCAAAGUUCACAACUUUCCGGGUGAACACUCUUGUGUCCGCAGCAAAUGAAGUUUGUGAAGUAAUUGCACGUGAUCUUCAUAAGCAAGCAGCUACUCAUGGAAACUCUCUGGCAGUAUAUAAUGUGGCAGUUCAUCCGAAGUUACCAGAUACUGUUGUAAUAUCGAGUUUCAAUGAGGCUGAUUUAAGAAUACAAGAAAGAGAAGUUAUCGUUGAUGCUACCUGUGGUGCUGCUGUAUUAAGAGGUGCACAUGUGUUUGCUCCAGGGAUCAUGGGCAUGCCAACAGGUGUUCACUGUGGAGAUAUUGUAAGUGUUUUUGCAGACACUGUAGGGCAGUGCAAGAAGGGCUAUCAGAAACCCUAUGUACAAGGUUGUAAGAUCUUCCUUGGGAAUGGCAUUGUGCGUAUGGAGCGCAAGCAUUUAUAUGCCAAAAACUUAAAACCAGUUGGAGUUGCAAUUGAAAUGACAGCAACAGUAUCUGGCUGCCCAGUGAUAGGGCCAGAUUGUUUGUCUUCUAACUUAGCCUUGCUGCAGAAUCUGCCCUCUAUUCUCUGUGGCCAUGUGCUGAAUCCUCUGCAGAAUGAGAUCAUCCUUGACAUGUGUGCUGCCCCAGGGAACAAAACUUCACAUCUAGCAAUGCUUAUGGGGGAUCAGGGUGUCAUCAUAGCACUAGACAAGACAGAAUCCAAGGUGAAGAACAUUGUAAAACGUUGUCAACAAUUCUCACUCCACAGUGUGCACACUUUUGUAUGUGAUUCCACCAGAAGUGUUAAGAAAAUCUCACAGCCAUGUGAUUCUGAAGAACAACAAAAAUUGGUACUUCAAGGACCGCCAUUUAUACAGGAAUCAUUUGAUAGAAUUCUGCUUGAUGCACCAUGCAGUGCAUUAGGACAAAGACCCCAACUAGCAAACAGAAUCACAGUUAAUCAGCUUAAAUCAUACCCUCUUCUGCAACGCAAGUUGUUUCAUUCGGCAGUGUCACUACUGAAGUGUGGAGGUACUCUCAUAUACAGCACUUGUACGGUGACACACGAAGAGAAUGAGGGGCUGGUGCUUUGGGCUCUGAAACAUUUUCCAAAUUUAGACUUGGUGCCUGCAGUACCAGUAUUGGGUGGACCAGGGCUGAAAGGAUCAGGCCUCACAGAAGAACAGAGGCAAUGUGUGCAGAAGUUUGGGCCUCCACUAGUGGGUAGUGACUGUGACAUUGAUACAAUUGGCUUCUUUAUUGCAUGUUUUCGCAAGAAAUCUACAGUUGAUGUAACAUGAUUUAAUCUGUUUGUAUUUGUAUAUUGGUGUACCAUAGUGUUCCAUAAUACAUGGUAUUUACUUUUAAUAAUCAUAAACACACUUGUCAUAUGCACUUCAACUAUUAACUAGUAAUAAAUGCUGUUAACAUUAAAUGUCUAAUUAGUUUUUGUUUGGCAUUGCCAGGAUCUAAUGCAGUGAUUGAGUGUUUUUUCUCAAUAAUAAAUGCAUUAUGGUCAGAUGAAAAUGAAAGACUUAAAAUGGAAACAGUGAACGCCUUAACCAAUGUGAAGACCGACUUUAAAUAUAUCUCUUGUUCAGAGUUAUUUUCCAAAGUAUUGAAAGAAAAAGUAUUUCUGGAACAGGUUCACAAGUCUGAUAAAUAUUCAGGUGAAUUUGGGAAGGCUUUUGCAGAGUAAGACAUACAUUUUAUUUUUCUAUGAAUUUUUUUAGGUGUUAUGUUUCUAAAUUAAUAAUUUUGAGCCAAUUUUUGUAUGUUUAAAUUUCUCUGUGUUUAAUAUAUAGUGUGAUUUAUACAUUGACUCCCCCAUAUGCAUUCAUGGCGUAGUGCUUAAUUAGUUAAGCACAGGGACUUUACUUACUUACUCACUCACCUCACUGAUGUAAAGAACAAAAGUAUAAACUUGUUCUAUUUAUACAGGAAUUGUGUUGGUGGAACCUCCCACCCUAUAGGAUGCUGAAAUACUUGGAAUACAAUUGUUUGUAAUUUCUCUCCAUACAAUGUUUCAUAAUGAUUCCAAUGAUGGAUGACCAAGGGGUCGGAGUUUGAGUCAAGGUAGGUUCACAAAUUUUCUUUUCUCCGCAUUGUCCAGACAAGCUCUGGGGGCACCCAACCAGUGCGUACCCAAUCCAAUGGGUACCACGGGCUCUUUCCCUAUGGGUAAAGCGGCUGGGGUGUGAAGCUCACCACUUAUC
Molecule: messenger RNA, 3708 nt
Organism: Cryptotermes secundus
Lineage: Eukaryota; Metazoa; Arthropoda; Insecta; Blattodea; Kalotermitidae
Product: tRNA (cytosine(72)-C(5))-methyltransferase NSUN6
Exons: 7
Coding region: 1387-2793 (468 amino acids)
Biological process (GO): RNA methylation
Molecular function (GO): methyltransferase activity; RNA binding
Source: RefSeq, a predicted model, not a curated record